Molecule: messenger RNA, 510 nt
Organism: Aspergillus candidus
Lineage: Eukaryota; Fungi; Ascomycota; Eurotiomycetes; Eurotiales; Aspergillaceae
Exons: 2
Coding region: 1-510 (169 amino acids)
Source: RefSeq, a predicted model, not a curated record
AUGGACCGAAAUACAUCUUUCGCGUCGGAUAUCGACGAUCCGCUCUUCCGGAUCUGCUGGCGACGUCAGUCGUGUGGAUGGUGUCUGGAGGGGGAUGUACCUUGCAGUUGGUGCGCGGUUACAUCAACCUGCGUCCCCAACCCCUCCCACUUCCCCAUCCUCGCCCCCGUCCUCAACACAGGUAUCUGCCCGCUCGGUCAAAAAGAGCGGUGGGAGCUGCGCGCGCCGCCCUUUGGAUGCCACGUGAGCACGGUGACGUUCCUGAGCGUUGUUGUGUCUGUCCUGGGGACGGUUUCUGCCAUUGGGGCGGGGGUUCUUGCCGUGCGGCUGUGGAAGAAGAGGUCGAGUGGUUGUUGGGAAUGGGGGAAGCUGGGGGGCUCGUUUUAUGGGGCUUCGGAUGGGAUUGGGGAUAGGAGUGUGGGUGAGGAAGGUGAUUUGGAGGGGAGGAGUCGGUAUUGGGGGGAGGGUCGUGAUGAUGGUGAGAGGAGGCCGUUGCUUGCCGGGGGGUAG